AUGUCCAACCUAUACGGCUCCUCCUAUCAGGACUCGUUUCAACCCACCUUCUCCCCAGCUGCCCGCGAUGAGAACCGACGGCCCUUUCUCGAUUUGAAUCAACCACUCACAGCCAUGGGUCGCAGGCAACCAAACCACAUUCAGACACCUGCUCCGAAUCUAUACUUGCCUCAACCAACAUUUUCACCUACCUAUGACCCCGCAACUCAAAAUUUUCAUGUUGCAUCGCACCAGGAGCCAGCAGCCCUCCGGCGGCAUUACGUUUCGGACACCUUUUGCGAGACGCCUUUGGCGCGUGGUGAUUGGGACUUUUCGAGUCCCCCGGUCUCCGAACCCAGCACGUGUGGCUCAUUCCCGGGCCAGUACCACAAUUCCGCAGAAGGUUCUGUUGAAUGGCAGGCCUAUGAGAUUCCAUGCGAGGACCAGCUCGCAUACGACGCGUUUGGCCAGCCUCAUUACAGUGCCGUCAAUCUACUCCCAUAUCACUCUCAACACACUCCCAUUUCCCCUACUCAACAUUCUUCAUACUCCGAGCUCUCAGCCAAUUCGUCGUCGAUCGUCUCCCGCGCCGGUCAAACAAAAGGUAGCGUCGGUGCCACCCCCACGGAGAGGAAAAUUGCGUGUGGUCGCCCAAAUGAGGAUGAACCUGACCAAACUUGCGCUCAAUGUCUGCGUCGAGAUCUUACAUGUGAAUACCCGAAGGAGUCGAGGCGGGGACAGCAUAAACGUGGUCCCAAGGGAAAAGCUGGGCAUCGAUGA
This is a messenger RNA of Laccaria bicolor S238N-H82, 759 nucleotides long. RefSeq lists its product as uncharacterized. Bases 1 to 759 code for a protein of 252 amino acids. The transcript has 5 exons. Lineage: Eukaryota; Fungi; Basidiomycota; Agaricomycetes; Agaricales; Hydnangiaceae. The record is from RefSeq and is a predicted model, not a curated record.